Molecule: messenger RNA, 5231 nt
Organism: Monomorium pharaonis (pharaoh ant)
Lineage: Eukaryota; Metazoa; Arthropoda; Insecta; Hymenoptera; Formicidae
Product: testis-expressed protein 2
Exons: 7
Coding region: 594-3296 (900 amino acids)
Cellular component (GO): endoplasmic reticulum
Molecular function (GO): lipid binding
Source: RefSeq, a predicted model, not a curated record
GUAAUUGGUUGAACGGUUGAACCAGCCGUAGCUUGGCCCCAUCAGCCGCUGCGUGCCUGCGUAUUGGCUUCGAAGGAGCUCACAGCGCGAAGCGCUAGCGAGACGCCUCGAGAAAUGCCAAAUCUUUACCCCUGCGGGAUCUGUCACGAAGAAUUGAAUGAAAAUGACGAGGGAAUUCUCUGCGAGCGUUGCAACAUUUGGUUUCAUAUGACCUGCUCAGGAGUGUCGGAGUACUUUUAUCAAACGUAUUCGGUGGAUGCCUACGCAGUAUGGCUGUGUGACCAGUGCUUGACAGAUGUAUUUAGUCAGUUGGGUGUCGAAGAGCCCGAUCGUUAAUUUUAUUAUUAUUAAUAUUGUUAUUAUUACUAUUGUUCUUAAUCGCAACCGUAAGAGCAACAAUGGCCGAUGCACCGUGACGUACGGCUUAAUCAUUUAGCAUGACACCGCUACUUCGAAGACGAUUAUCUCGCGAAUAGAACGUCCCAAGGUUCUUCUGCCGUCUCCUCGGGAGGAGGAGGAACAUCGACGCCCGAAUGUCGUUGUCGACGAGUUCCUGAUACGCGAUACGAUCGCUGUAGCUCGGGCCGCGUGACAUGAUGAGCAACAAAUAUAGCCCGGGAAAGAUCACUCUCGGGAUGAUAAAAGGCAAACCGAUCACCACGUCGGUGCCGGUGAUCCACUACCGAGCCAAUGACGAUGAGCUGGAGGAGCUCUAUCCGAGCUCCGACGACGAUGACAGGCGUCUCACUCCGGAGUCUGACAGGCACAUACCGUCAAGCCCCUCCAAGAGCAGUGAGAAUGGUCAGGGAUUAGAGAAUGAUGGAGCGGAGAGACGUUCCGUCGUCGACGACGCGUCCGAGGGUACUCCACCAUCCUCGGAUCCAUGGAAAGUGCUGUCCGAGAUCAAGGGUAAGAUCACGAAGACGUUCGAGGAGAAGCUCUCUGAGAUGAAGAGCGACCGGAGGAAGAAGAAGCGGAGAAGGCGAAACAAGGACAAUUCAGUUAGCGUCAGCGACUCGGAGGACCUGGGUGACGUCACGCCGACUGACGAGAACGUUAACGACAGGCAGGAGAGGGAAUUCUCUCGCGGCAACAAGAGUGGCAACGCCGGAAGAUUCGCCGUGGGCUUCUCACAGGUGAGAACUGGCCUGAAAACGAAAAACUCCCAGGACGACAGCGUUGAGAGCGGUGUGGAGGCCGCCGAGUUUUCCGAGCUCAUUCCCGAGCUGCUGCCUCUCGAGUCGCAGGAGGACGGGGGAAACAACGGCUCCGGCGCGCGUCAUCGUGGUCGCCAGUCAGACAGACACGAGACGACGAGAGAAGUAAAACUCAGCGCGUUGUUCUCCCACAUGAAGGAUCACGUCUUUCAACAGCUGACGAAGCAAAUGGCCGCGUUGCUGAUUCUCGUGCUUGCUUUUUGGUUUCUCAUUCCGUUGCCCGCUCAUCUGGUGGGCUUUACUCUAGGGGUCUUCGCCACGAUGAUGGUGUACAAGCUUAUGCAGAAAUUCCAGGAGAUUUUAGCGACGCCGUUAGACAAGAAACCCUCACAUGUGAUGCGAGUUCCGGUGCUGGAAAUACCGGCAGCAGAAGAGCACGCGGUCCAGGAGAGGUACGAGGGAUGGCUGAAUGAGCUGCCGUAUUCUUACGAUCCUCACAAUUAUCACGUGGCGCGUACGAAGUCAGUUUUCUUCAGCCUGGAAGGCGGAGUGCUGCGUGUUAUGGAAACUAGAAUGAGAGUGCCGAAGAGAGCGGUGUGGGACGAGCCAAAACGGAAGUACAAAUUCGCCAGGAAACGCAUGUACAAUCUUGCUGGUGCAAAAGUGGAAUUAUUGCCGGAAGGACUCACUCGGAGAAGGAGAUGGAGCAAGAAAUAUCCAAUUUGCAUCACGAUGGAUCAAGGUGCGUUGGUAGAUAGUACGAGUCUGAAUGAUUGGACGGAUCUCGGAAAGGAGUCCUUGGAGGAUGAAAGAAAGAUUAUUCAGACCGAAGAAACCAGUCAGGAAAUCGAGGACAAAACUCUGGGCGAAGAAACGAAAAGUGAGGAUGAGGAUUCCAGACUGGAAUAUUUUAAGGAUAACGAAGAGGACGAGUUUAAGCUCGACGAGGAUGAGGACGACGAUGAUUUCUCGCAGUCUAAGUCUAUUAGGAGUAUUUAUGAGGACUGUCACGACAACGACGAAGUUACUAAGUGCAAACUCUAUGUAUUCGCGCGCGCCGACCGAGAGAAGGAAGACUGGUUUCGUAGAUUGAUAUCAGCGGCAUCUCUUUCGAAAAAACGACAUUCCAUUUGUUCCGUAAAUGAUUCUGUAUCCAACGCAAAUGCGGUCUCUGCACAACCGGAUAUGGCAGAGACAAAGUCACCCGAGGCAUCUUCCGAAGUCACUUACAGUACCUUUAUGAACAAGUACCUGAACGUAGACCCUGAGGGUUCUCCAAGAGAGAACGACAUCCUUUGGAUAAACUGUCUCUUAGGACGACUGGUGUUCGAUAUGCAUAGCUGUCCAGAGAUGAUUAAUCUUAUUCAAGACAAAAUACAACGUAAACUCUCUAACAUAAAGCUUCCGUACUUUAUGGAGAGCCUACUCGUGACAGAAAUGGCGAUCGGACAGGACGCUCCGAUGAUUCAUAAAAUUGCUAAGCCGACCCUCGAUGAGCGGGGCCUGUGGUUUGACUUGAACAUCACCUAUAAAGGUAGCGUGACAAUGACGGUAGAGACAAAGCUGAAUCUAAUGAAGCUGACACGCGCGAGCAGCGUUCCUGGUGAUAUCGACGACAAGUCUGUUCCUACCAGAUCACCGAUAUUCGAUAGCGAUGUAGAAGAUAGCCCAGAGACAUCCACCGAAGACGAAGAUAUAGGAAACGUCACGUUGAACGUUGCAUCUAAAGAGACCACACCGGUACAGUCUUCUGGCAAGAAGUUUCUUAGCAUGGUCGAUAAGUUGACAGCCAAUAAGUAUUUCCGACACGCCACGGAGUUGUCUUACAUACGAAGAGCGAUGGAGGGUGUUUCCAACACGGAGAUUCGUUUUAUGGUUAGCGUAUCUGGCAUCGAGGGUUGUCUUUUGGUAAACAUCCCUCCGCCCCCCUCCGAUCGGCUCUGGUACGGUUUCAAAUCGGUGCCGAAAAUCGCCCUCACUGUGCAACCAACUCUCGGCGAGAGGACUGUCAACAUUGUAUACGUGAGCAACUGGAUUGAAAAUAAGUUGGUCAGGGAAUUCGAGAAGCUAGUCGUUUUACCAAAUAUGGAUGAUCUGGUUCUGCCACUCUGUCCAAAUUAUCCCUUUACUGCAAUGUAAAAAUUGAAUUUUGCGCCGGCCAAAACAGUCUUCAAUCAGCUUUUACAUCCUUUUUGUUCUGUAUACUUCUAAACAACACUGCAUUUAACACUAUCACGUGUUAAGAUAUGGUAUAUUUUUCUGUAAUAUAGUACUACAUUUAUCAAAAUUCAUAGAUAUAUAGAAACCUGCGAAAAGACUUUCAGAUAACAAUAUAGCUUUAGCUGUUUUUACACAAUUUUUUAAUAUUAUCAUUAUAUUACAUUGUUUAUCACAAAGAACCAAUCAUCAUGUGUAAUAUAUACCAGAGAGCGGAUGGAAUUAUUGUGAUAUAUUAUCAUAUAUGUUAUAUUAUAUACUUUAUAUAAAAUUCAAAAAAGAAGGUAGGAGACGAAGUUUGUUAUGAGUGAGCAUUAUUUUUAAUAGAGUAUGUAAAAACGAGCGAAAGAAAUGUACAGAGAAAUAUUUAAUUAAUGUUAAGUGCAAACCUUGCUCUUUAUUUUAUUUAAUUAUACACUAUUGUUAUAUAAUUCAAUUUAGUUAUGUAUGUAAACAUUUUUUUAAUUGAGUGAAAUUGAUGAUGCGCUAUAAAUAGAGGAAAGAAGAAAAUAAUAUGCAUGUGAUCACUGAAUUAGUCAUUUAAUGUAGGCAGCUAAAAAAACUAAAUUGUUAAAUUUGUAAAAUAAUUGAAUAAGUUAAAAUUAAAUAACACAGCCACACAAAAAAGUGGUCUGGCCUGUAUAUCAGAUCCAUGUAUUCCUAUGGAUUUUGGCUUGCUGAAUCCAAAUCUGAUGUCAGAAUUGGUAGAUUGGUUCGCUGUUUCGAGGAAACCUCAAAAAAACAUCAGCGAAAGUGUUCGUUUUGUGGAUUUUCAAGCUUUUUUUGAGAUUUCCUCGAAACAGCGAACCAAUCUACCAAUUCUGACAUCAGAUUUGGAUUCAGCAGGCCAAAAUUCAUAGGAAUACAUGGGUCUGGUAUACAAGCCAGACCACUUUUUUUUGUGUGGCUGUGAUAAUUUGUAAAUUUGAUCAAAUAAAAGAGAACAUUAUAAAAAAUAUGAAUGCAUGUGUAAAAUGAGAAAAAACUCAUAAAGCAAUUUUCACGCCUUUACAAUUAAAUUUAUCAUAAUCUGGUGAUUUGUGAGUAAUAAAAUUAUAGUUACAAUUGACAAAACGUGUGAGAAAAGGCGUAAUGUAAUAUAGCGUAAUGUUAAUUACGUUUAUCGUAAAUAGUAGAACGAUAAUCGCGUAAAUUUUAAACGCGAUCGCUAAAGUAUUAAUUUCGUGUAUGUUGACUUGAUAACAUAAAAUCGUGCUAGGCCAGUCAUUUUGUUUACAUUUAUAAAUCAAUUUUAUUUUUCUGUAGUCCGUUAUAAACCGAGGAACUUGUAGUCAAUGGCUUUUCAACGAAUAUAGCCGAAAGAUUCACUCUCCUCUGUCUUUGAUUGAUCGGCUAAGUGAAUUACUCUAUUCAUUCAACGAUUCUAGCAAAAAGAAAGCAAAAUGUUCAUUAAUAUAUAAUCGAAUAUACGGUAUACCUACUAGCCAGCUUGAUCUGUGAGCUACGUUAUUUUGUUUGAUACUAUACAAAUAUAUAUAUAUAUAUAUAUAUAUAUAUAUAUAUAUAUAUACACAUAUACAUACAUAAAUGUUCGUGUAUUUGCGUGUCUCAGGGAGAUAUUAUAUGUAUAUAGAUUAAAUUCUGGAGCCACAGAUCUUGUUACGGUGGAGACUAUAAUUAUUUUUAAAAAUACACGAAAACCUCUUCAUAUAUAACAAAACGUAAAACAAAUUAUAAAAGCCAAUUUUAAUGUGUUUAAAUGUAAUAUAAAUAAAGUAAAUAUAUUUUGUAAAGACUUUUCAAAUGAUGUUUUAUUUAAGACUUUUACUAUAUUGACGAUCUCACAUGGUUCCAGAAUUAAAUCAGAGGUAUAUUAAAAGUUUUUGCAGAAAGAAA